AUGAAACUCCCUCCUGCAGAAGCUGCACGUGUAGGAUCUGGUCGGCCACGAGAAGCCGCCGCGGCCGUUACCGAUGAGGUAGUGAUCUUGCUGGUGGUGGUGGUGGGGGUGGGGGUGAUCUCCGGCACCGCCGCUAUAGGUGACGGUGCUGUUGUAGAUCCAUGGGGAUGGAGUGUACUUGGCCUUGUAGAGAGGAGAGGAGGAGGAGGAUCUAGGUGUCGUCGUGUUGGUUCCUCCACCGGCGGUGAUGUUGUGGUCCUUCAUCAUCAUCUGUGGCGCCACUACUACUUCUGA
Messenger RNA from Linum trigynum, 294 nucleotides. NCBI's taxonomy places the organism in Eukaryota, Viridiplantae, Streptophyta, Magnoliopsida, Malpighiales, Linaceae. The record is from the annotation of a GenBank genome assembly.